AUGAUUGCAUUCAUCAGUUACUUCGUUCUCGUCUAUGGCGAUCUACUAUCCUACACUUUUUCCACAUCCACUGCAACGGAACAAGAAUAUCGGAUAAAAGAAGAACUGCCACUGGGCACACAAGUGGGCAACUUGGUUGACGAUGUCCUGGUUCGUCUGAUGGAUUUUGGACUGGUCAAAUCACCGAACGGCGCAAAUCCGAAACCAGAUCAAUUGAAAAGGAUGUUCAUGUUCAAAAUUUUGAAUUACGCGGACCGCGGAGUCAACUGCUUUGAGAUAAAACCUGACGGUCGACUUGUAACUAUCCGCCGAAUCGAUCGAGAACAGCUGUGCUCUAACCGACAACUGAAGUCUCCCAAUUCGCCAUACGGAAUGCUAGAACGUGCCACAGACCCGUUAUUGCUUCAGUCGGCCGGCAGUACAAAUAAAAUGCAUGACACAGAUAAUCGGUUUUGCCCCAUAACCAUUCAGUGUGCUCUCUAUCCACUGGAGCAAGUUAGCGCAACCACCCAAUCUACCCAGUCCUCUUUGAAUGCCUUAUCCAGCUUGAAAAGUCAUUUUACCGAACAGAAUGUGAUUCAAAUUCGUGUUCUGGUGGAAGACAUUAACGAUAGUCCACCGUAUUGGCCUGGUCAUUUACAACGAUUUCAAGUUCAGUUCCGAGAUGGUGAUCCCAUCGGCGAGAGAAGAACUUUACCUCCGGCUCUGGACAACGAUGUAGGCAACUCCGUGGAAUGUCGUCUACGUACGGUCAAUUUCACGCUUGCGAGAACCACGGACACAAUGGAUAGUGGUGGAUCUAAUCCAGUUAGCGGUAUGGUGAUGCACAACUUACUCACUGCAGUCGAGCUGGAUCGUGAAGGAACCGCAAUCCAAAACAUUCCAAUACUCUGUUCUGAUAUGGUUGGACACUAUACGGAACAGAACGUCACAGUUCACAUCACUGAUGUGAACGAUAAUAAACCACAGUUCGUUCAGAAUGAAUUUGCAUUCCAAGUGGAAGAGAAUGCUCCACCAGGUACUCCACUUCGCAGAAUUUCAGCCACGCAAGCGUCAGUCACCGGAUCCCAUUCCGGAUCGACAGGAACACUCGCGGGCACAGAGCAGCCUUUUUCUUCACUCCGGGCGUCUCCUGUUGGAUUGUAUCAGUGGAAUUUAUUAGCCACAGAUUUGGACAGCGGUCCAAACGCUGAAAUUCAUUAUCGUCUUUUGGAGAAUGGGCUAAAUUCCACCGGAUUCGUAGUUGAUCCGAUUUCCGGUGCACUAACUACUGCCGCUGUGUUCGACCGAGAACGAAUGGACCAUUAUGUUUUGCAAGCGCUGGCUAUUGAUAAAGGGAAUCCACCACUAACUGGAACGAUCGCGGUGAAAGUAAGCAUGUGA
Echinostoma caproni is the source of this 1383-nucleotide messenger RNA. NCBI's taxonomy places the organism in Eukaryota, Metazoa, Platyhelminthes, Trematoda, Plagiorchiida, Echinostomatidae. The record is from the annotation of a GenBank genome assembly.